Molecule: messenger RNA, 2009 nt
Organism: Nicrophorus vespilloides
Lineage: Eukaryota; Metazoa; Arthropoda; Insecta; Coleoptera; Silphidae
Product: G protein-activated inward rectifier potassium channel 3-like
Exons: 4
Coding region: 231-1814 (527 amino acids)
Biological process (GO): regulation of monoatomic ion transmembrane transport; potassium ion import across plasma membrane
Cellular component (GO): plasma membrane
Molecular function (GO): inward rectifier potassium channel activity
Source: RefSeq, a predicted model, not a curated record
GUUCAAGGCGCGUCUACCAUCAAUUAUUCAUGAGAUUAGUAUUGAGUCUGUGCCAUGUGGUGUGGUGGUAUUCUAUAGCUAGAGUGCAGCUAGUCGUUGAUGUGGUACCUGUCGUGCGACAACAACAAUGAAGCGAACGUAACGAACGAAAAAAGAAAACGGCGCGAAAUAAAACAACAAACUAAAAAAAACAAGAUAAUUACUAUUGUGUAACAGGAUAAACAACAAAGAUGCGAGAAACUGUUUGUAGUGAGUGUAACCAGAGGUUACCAACGGAUGUAGCUAGAGGUGCGGAUGGAUGUAGCAGCUCAAUACCGUACUGGGAUCAGGAAAGCCUUCAGGCUAAGAAUCCGGCUUUCGGAAAGUUGCAGGAACUCGAUGGACCCAGUUCGGAAUCCGGCGAUUGCAGUGAUGUUGUCAUACAGACGACAAACGACGGUGACGUGAAUUUAAAUCAGGCUGGUCACGGCGGUGAAAGUGACGAUGGACCAACGUUUCCCAUAUACUUUAAGAAGAACUCGAAGAGGUACGAGGCUUCGAAUAAAGGCGAAAGACGUCCUCAUGGUAACUCAAAGCGCAUAGUAAGACGACUGAUCAAGAAGAACGGCAAUAUAAAUGUCAUCCGCAGCAAUUUUUCGAUAUUCCGAGAUCGCUACAUCAGGGAUUUGGGCCACACUCUGGUCAAUUCUAGUUGGAUUUGGACCAUCUUCUGUCUGACGGCAUGCUUCAUGCUAAGUUGGACGCUCUUCGCUACAGGCUGGAUGAUAAUAGGCAUAGCAAAUGAUGAUACAAAUAGCACGUCACCUUGCAUGGAAGGAAUCAGCGGCUUUGCAGGCUACAUGAUGUUUAGUAUCGAAACUCAACAGACAAUAGGCUACGGUUCAAGAUAUAUCACAAACAACUGUCCCGAGGGAACCUUCAUGAUCAGUUUGCAGAUGAUCUUGAGCGGAGUGUUUUGCGGUGGAAUGGUGUGCAUAGUCAACGCGAAGAUGGUCCGACCGCUUCAACAGUUCUCCAAGAACCUCUUCAGCAAAAGAGCGGUGAUCAACAUGAGGGAUGGCGAAUUAUACUUCAUAUUCCGAUUGCGUGAUGAGAACAGGAGAUUUGCAGUUGGGACAGCUAUAAACGUGUAUUUAGUACAGAGCAGAGUUGAGGAACCGUUCCUGGAGUCCAUGCAAUUGGAACCCCUCGGUAUACUCAUUUGGCCUUUGGAGGUUGUCCAUAAAAUCACUCCAACAAGUCCGUUCUGGGAUUUAUCUGCAAAAGAGUUAAUCACUAAAAGUUUUGAGGUGAUAGUUACCAUGACCGGAACUUCAGCGGUUUCAGGGCAAUCCUCCAAGACCAGUACAUCUUACUUAAGCAGUGAAAUCCUGUGGGGCGGAAGAUACAAACCUUGCGUUGUCUACGAUUUGAACAAAAGCAGUUACAUAGUGGAUCAUUCGCUCUUCAAUGCUACAGAGGAAACUUCUAUACCUUUGUGCAGUGCGCAAAGAUUGAGCGAGGUCAUACAUGAUAUAAUAACCCCAAUGAAUAGUCCCGUGGAAGAAAAUCGAAAGUUCUUAAACGAAUUCGAUAAAAAUGAUUCCGUGCUACCAAUUGAAACUGGUAAAAUAGCAGGAAGUAGCGGGGUUAUAUAUAGAAAUAGUAAUAAACCAAAAAGAGAGGAAGAAAGUCGACUCAAUUUCACUGAAAAUUCGCAGAGAAUUGGAAAGAAAAAUGACAGUUUAGAUGUCGAUGCUUUACUGAAAUCACUCGACGAUUUCAUCAAGGAUGUUAACGAAUUCUCCAAAGACGAUAGUCAGGGCAAUAAAUAAUUUUUAUGUUGCUAACAUUACUUAAUAAGUAUUACAAUUGUAGUGGUAGUAAAACUAAACUGAGUAUUAUUUUAGAUAGUUUUCAAUGCUUUCUCUGAACUUUCUCUGUAGUCAGUACAAUUUGUCAAUAGUAAUAUACAUAAAUUAUAAGAUAUGUUUAGAAAUCAUUUUCAAAACAUAAAUGUUGAAUGUCUA